Messenger RNA from Gekko japonicus, 894 nucleotides. Its product is annotated as rho GTPase-activating protein 24-like. The annotation marks the transcript as partial. Gene Ontology annotation, biological process: signal transduction; negative regulation of ruffle assembly; activation of GTPase activity. The transcript has 8 exons. Gene Ontology annotation, molecular function: GTPase activator activity. The record is from RefSeq and is a predicted model, not a curated record. NCBI's taxonomy places the organism in Eukaryota, Metazoa, Chordata, Lepidosauria, Squamata, Gekkonidae. Gene Ontology annotation, cellular component: focal adhesion.
AUGAGUUACUGGCAGGAUGACACAAGAGAAUAUGAAGUUAUUGCCAUUCUUGUGCAAUGGAGUCAUGGGCGAAGCGGCAGCCAGCGCAGAGAUAGUGGGAGUGCAGGAGCAAGAGACGGGGCUGGGCAGAGAAGGAGCGCCGAACAGCAGCCGUCCUGGCUGGCCGAACUGGCCGAGUCUGUAGUUCCCCUGGAGUGCCUGUCUGAGGAAGGAGGAGACAGAGAACGGAUGACAGCCAAUCAUGAGACGUACCUUCUUAUGGCCAGCACACAGAAUGACAUGGAGGAUUGGGUGAAAUCUGUCCGCAGGGUUAUAUGGGCUCCUUUUGGAGGAGGAGAAGAGGGAGGGGAAGACACCGUCCGGUAUGAGAAGAGGUAUGGCAACCACUUGGCUCCCAUGCUGGUGGAACAGUGCGUGGAUUUUAUUCGGCUGCGUGGGCUGAAGGAGGAAGGGCUGUUCCGAUUGCCCGGUCAGGCUAACCUCGUGAAAGAACUGCAGGAUGCUUUUGAUUGCGGGGAGAAGCCGUUGUUUGACAGAAACACAGAUGUGCACACCGUGGCGUCGCUUUUGAAACUGUACCUCAGAGAGCUCCCAGAACCAGUUAUCCCAUACGCCAAGUAUGAAGAUUUUCUGUCUUGUGCCAAACUGCUCAGCAAGGAGGAGGAAACGGGGCUGAACGAGUUAGUGAAACAAGUAAAGAGUUUGCCAGUCGUCAACUACAACCUGUUGAAGUAUAUUUGCAGAUUCCUGGACGAAGUCCAGUCCUAUUCUGGUGUAAACAAGAUGAGUGUGCAAAACCUCGCUACUGUGUUUGGUCCCAAUAUCCUGCGUCCAAAAGUGGAAGAUCCACUCACCAUCAUGGAAGGUACUGUUGUGGUCCAGCAGUUGAUGUCC